Cygnus olor (mute swan) is the source of this 3376-nucleotide messenger RNA. It is a transcript of the gene METRN, whose product is annotated as meteorin, glial cell differentiation regulator. Lineage: Eukaryota; Metazoa; Chordata; Aves; Anseriformes; Anatidae. Gene Ontology annotation, biological process: glial cell differentiation; positive regulation of axonogenesis. Gene Ontology annotation, molecular function: hormone activity. The record is from RefSeq and is a predicted model, not a curated record. The transcript has 3 exons. The coding region runs from base 90 to 1088 and encodes 332 amino acids.
CCCCCCCCAGCACCCAAAGGUCCGCCCCGAAAGGGCAAGGGAAGGGGCUUGGGGGGGGGGGGGCAGGAGGGCAAAGCCCCUCUGUGACGAUGCCGUGGCUGCAGAAAACACCAGUCCCAUCCCAAAAUCAUGAGACCAUACCCCAGAUUGAGGCUCCCAGGGGGCUGGUGCAUCUCCUUGGGGUUUUCGUGCCCCUCACACCCCUCUGUGCCCUCCCUGGGGGUCGGGGUCUCCGUCCCGGGGGGAGGGGGGGCACCCCGCUGACGGGUGCUGCGGUGCCUUGCAGCGGCUUGUCGCAGGAGGCGGGCAGCGUGGAGCAGCUGACCCUGCGCUGCGCCGAGGGCUCCCUGGAAUGGCUGUACCCCACGGGGGCCCUGCGCCUCCGCCUGGCCCCCCGCCUGCCCCCCGGCACCGGCAAGGGCAGGAGCCCCCGGCACGUCACCGCCUGCAUCAAACCCGCCGGCACCUUCCGAGGGGCUCAGCUCUACCUGGAGCGGGACGGGGAGCUGGAGCUGCUGCUGCCGGAGGCGGAGGCGGCCCCCCGGCCCCGCGUGCGCUGCUUCAGCUGGCUGCCCCGCGAGAAGGUGGCCCUGUUCCUGCAGGCCACCCCGCACCGCGACAUCAGCCGCCGCAUCGCCGCCUUCCGCUACGAGCUGCGGGGGGACUGGCUCGCCCGCCUGGUGCUGCCCGCUGCCAGCCUGCCCGCCGAAGGGGCGUGCCGGCCGUGCAACGACACCGAGCUCCUGAUGGCCAUUUGCACUAGUGACUUUGUGGUCCGUGGCAGCAUCCGCAGCGUCUCCAACGACGCGGAGCUGCAGGAGUCCAUCAUCGGGGUGAGCGCCGUCCGCAUCCACCGCCAGAAAUUCCCCCUCUUCCAGGCCGGGGGGCGGCCGGGGCGGGCGGCGGGCAGCAUUCGCACCCCCCUGCGCUGCGGCGUCCGGCCAGGCCCCGGCACCUUCCUCUUCACGGGGUGGCUGCACUUCGGCGAGGCUUGGCUCAGCUGCGCGCCCCGCUACAAGGACUUCCAGCGCAUCUACGAGGGCGCCCGGCGCAGGCGGCAGAACCCCUGCGAGUUCCCCGUGGACUGAGCGGCUCGGGGAGGGGGCAGCCCCCGGUUUUGGGGCCGGGAGCAUCCCUGCUCGAGAACCCCUGGAAAAUGGUUCACCUCGGCACUGUCCCCCCGCCCGCCCCGGGGGCAUCGCCACGUGGAGGGGGACCUCUCACUGUCCCCGGGGACGAUGGAUUUGCCGGGAAGGAUGGGCACGUAGGGACAUGGGAGCACAGGAGCACGGUGCUUUGGUCUUUGCCUCAUCCUCGGUCAGGGGCAGCCCCGUGAAAAUCCUGCAGGAAGGGAAGGGAUUUUCCCAGACGCAUUCAAGUGGGCCUGGCCCUGGGGGGGGCUGGGGGCUCCCUGUGGACCGAGGGCACGUGGGGACCCACGCCCCGGGGAUGCUGUGGUCUUGGGGUUGCUGAAGGCGUGGGGACGCUGUGGGGCACGGAGGGUGGUGCGGGGGGGCAGCUGUCCCCUGGGUGGGGCUCUGCGGGUGGCAGGAGGAGAGCGGUGGCAUGGCUGGGGCACGGUGGUGAGAGCAGAGUGCGGAGGUGGAUUUGCAAUGUUGAGGGUGGAAGGGGGAGCGGGGUGAUGGCGAUGGAGAGUUUUGCCCUGGCCCUGCUGGUGAUGCAGGGCAUGGGCGGGAGGGGGAGAGGAAGAGGAGCGAGGCUGAAGGAGUGAAUGCGAUGGUGAGGAGGGAGCAGAAGCAGCACGGAAGGGACCCCGGCAUGGCUACAGCUGAAGCAAAGUGUCGAGCACAGGAGGGGUCACAGGGAUGGAAGUAGGAAGAGGUGGGGCUGUGCCACCGCCGGCGCGGGGACGUGGGGACACAGGGAUGUGACCUCAUGGCAGCUUGCCAUCCCACCGUGCCAGGGCGCACCAGGAGGGAUUUGGGACCGUGGGGGCGUGGGGGGCAUUGUAUGUGCACUAAAGUGAUAACGAUACCAAAUUUGUGAUUUUGUUUGCUAUAAACUAAACUGUAUUUGUGGCAUGUGUGGCCUCUUUUCAGCAAGCGGCAGCGGCCGGUGACCGAGACACGAGGGGCGAGCGGGUGGGCGAGCGUGGCUGCAAGCAUCUGUAUUACAGCGUCUCUGUAGAUCUCUCUUCCCAAAUUGCUGCCUCCCUGCUUUUCCCCGGGGUCGGCUGGGUUUCCUCCAGCGGGGCCGGGGGCCGCGGGGCCCCCCCGGUGGUGCCGCUGUCAGCGCCAAUCUCGUCAGCGCCCGCCGGCCACAAGGCCUCAUUGUGCCGGGCUGCCCCGCGCCCAGCCCGGUGCCGGCUGAAAUCUGCUUCUCCUCGUCAGGAAACCGUUCCCAAAGAACGCUGCCGGCUUUGGAGCUUAAUUAAAAGACACACGUGAUCUGUUCCUGGGGAGAUCCUGCCCCUGCGAGCCUCACCGGGGGAUCGACGUAGAGCACACGGUGCCCAUGUUCCUCCUGGAUGCUGGCUCCCUGCCUUGCUGCCCAAAUGCCGAUGACUAUUUUGGGGCCGUGUUGGGAGCAAGGGAGCCGCGAGGGCAGGAUACGGCCCUGGGGAGACGGGGCUCUGGAGGAAGCCGGCAGCCCGGGGUUUUGGCAGCGUUAGCAAGGAGGCAGAAAGGGGGAAGGAGUGGGAAACCCAGAGGAGGAGGAAAAACGACACUGGAAAAGCAAUAAACGAGGCGUGGACAAAGGGACCCGCGCUGCCCACGCAGCCCUCUGUAGGCGCCGGAGCGAAAUCCUGGCUUCUCUGACCCCAGCGCAUUCCUCGGGGUGAAAUUAUUGCAUUUAAUGCGCCGAGCAUCCGGUGGGGUUCUGUCCAGCCGCAGAAUAUCUUGUUUUUCUUCCAAAAUGUUUAUUUGGCCAAAUCAGAUCGUUCUGCCGUGGCGGAAAAGGCUGUUAUUCUGCUCUUUCGCCAACGCGGAGUUUUCGGCGGUGUUUUCGGUGCCCUCUGCCCUCGGCCGGGUUCGGCCGCCUGCCCCCGCUUCCCGCGGCGGCUGGGCUGUGGCCAGGGCUCCAACGCUUCCUACGGGAGGUGCUGGGGAAGGAGCUGGUGCUGGGGGGGUCACCACUGCUGCCGGGGGGGGGGGGGGGUCACAAUGACAACGGGGCUGCUCAGGGAUGCUGCAGCACCAGGGAGCACCCCGGUCCUGGCAGCCCCAUCCUGGCAUCUCCCCAAAAUCUCGGCCCCAGCCGAAUUCCCAACGGGCAGCCCGGCCCCUGCUGCCUCUUGGCACAGAGCGGAGGGCACCAUGAGGCGGGCUCCGUCCCGGUUAAUGUUUCCUCUGCGGGAUGGAAAACAAGGUGGGAGCCACCACGGUGGUGCGGAGAACGAGGGGACGGUGGCGUG